Macrosiphum euphorbiae (potato aphid) is the source of this 981-nucleotide messenger RNA. Lineage: Eukaryota; Metazoa; Arthropoda; Insecta; Hemiptera; Aphididae. The record is from the annotation of a GenBank genome assembly.
AUGGUUCCUCAAGGUCAACAUAGAGGUAGAUUUAAUGCACCAUCUCAAGUAAAAAUGGCUGUAGUAAUGAUUGGAGAAGAAUAUGGAAAUCGCGAUAUAAUUUUAUCUAGAAAAGACGAAAAGUUACAACGAAUAAGUGAAAUUCAUAGGUCUUAUGAUUCUCUAGAAUAUCCACUGAUAUUUCUACACGGUGAAGAUGGUUAUGCUAUUGAUAUUUUGUCAUUUAAUGUUAAUUUAAAUGAAUACAAUAGUCAUAAAACUGUUUCUUCAAAACAUUAUAGACUGAUGGUGAGGCAUCAUAUCUACAAUCAUUUACAUAAUUAUAGAAAACUUAUUAAUAAAUAUUGGGUUGAUAUGUAUGCCAAAAUAGAAUCAGAACGGCUUUUAUUUAUACGGAAUAAUCAAUCAAAAUUAAGAGCGGAAGAUUAUAUUCAUUUACGUGAUGCUAUAGAAAAUGAUGGUCAAGUGAAUGACAUUGGACAACUUUUUAUUUUACCUUCUUCAUUUACAGGAGGUCCAAGAUACAUGCACGAAAAAACUAUGGAUGCCAUGACUUACGUUCGUAAUUUUGGGACUCCAAAUUUGUUCAUUACAUUUACAUGUAAUCCAAAUUGGAUGGAAAUAAAAAGAGAACUCAAACAUGGUCAAACUACACAAGACAGACACGACAUUAUCGCUAGAGUUUUUCAUCAAAAAAUUAAAGUUCUAAUGAACUUAAUUGUGAAACAUCGGAUAUUUGGUGAAACUCAGUGUUAUAUGUAUACUGUUGAGUGGCAAAAAAGUGGUCUUCCUCAUGUUCAUUUACUGCCUUACUGGUUUGAAACCCAGAUCACCAUCGACAAAGAACACAAUAAGCACUCUGAUGCAACACUGAAUUUCGCGAAAUUAAAUUCAGCGAACAUCGUGUUGAUUGCAAAUGAACAAAUGGUUCGAAUGCCAAUGCUCAUUGCUCAAUCGUCGAUCGACUAUUAUACAGCAUGA